AACGCGUGCUGUGUCGCGACACAGGUGAAGGCUGCGACAGUUCAUAACUCCACAGGCUUUAGCAUCUCUGUUCUUAACGUGGGGUUAAGGGCCUAAGGAUGUUAUUAGCAGCACAUUGAUGGAGAUGUCAGUCCUGUCCGCCAGUGAUGUAAGCAGCAUUUGAUCAAGAGGAUGAAGCUGUGUACUCGCAAUGAGGAUACGGAGACACGGUGUUGUAUUUAAUGCUGUUUGCAUGCCAUAUAUUCUACCUGCAAUUACCUGUACAGGUGAAUCACGAUGACAAGAUGAUACAGAUAUCGGAAUGGCGAUAAACUUACAAUUAACUGCAACAGCCCUGGCCGCGUUAGUCGCAUUGGUGGCUGUGACAUACAGGAAUGACUUUGACCCGUCCGAAGUACAGGGCAAGAGGGUUUUAGUGACCGAAGCUUCCACUGGCAUUGGAGAACAGAUGGCAUACCAUUUUGCCAAGAUGGGAGCAAUUCUUGUCCUGGUUGACGGCAGAGAGAAAGCAUUGAAAAAGGUACAAAAAGAAUGUAAGAAACUUUCUCCAAAUCCAUCACCAAACCACGUGUAUGUGGUGACAGAUAUGUCCAAGAUGGCGGACACAGAGAGGGUGGUUAAGUUUGCAGAAGAGCGGCUUGGUGGUUUAGACAUAUUAGUUCUGACACACGCCUUGAUAACUAUCUGUAACCCUUGGCUGGGGACCAAGGCCAAUCUUAGUAUCCUAGCAACGGGGAUGGAUAUAGGCUUCCGGUCACAUGUUCACCUGGCAUCGCACGCACUUCCCCUGCUGCUGAAGAGCCGCGGUCGAAUCGCUGUUGUUACCUCAAUGGCUGGUGCAAUGAACUCUCCCCAUAUGUCAGUGUACACCGCUUCAAAGAACGCUCUGGCGGGUUUCUUCAGCGUUCUACAGAAGGAUUUGAUGACAAAGAAAUCUGGGGUAUCUGUCACACUGUGCAGCAUCGGGGGAUCAACUACAGAAAUUGUCCUACAGCUCAUCCGAAGUCUUUUCUACGGCCACAGACAAGGAGAACUCCACCUAGAGGAUCCGCGCGUGGUUUCCAUGGAAAUCAUUCAAGCCACAAUGGCGCGAAAACAUGAAAUAUACACAAGCGUUGACACGUGGAGCUUGCUCGUGCCAGGCCCUCGCACAGAUUGUACCACCCAGAGGUUUAGACCUGCUGGCCCUGCCUGCAUUACUUAUUGCUCACUGCCGCCAUGACAUAAGAACAUGAACUUUACA
This is a messenger RNA of Lingula anatina, 1243 nucleotides long. Its product is annotated as hydroxysteroid 11-beta-dehydrogenase 1-like protein. Gene Ontology annotation, cellular component: intracellular membrane-bounded organelle. Lineage: Eukaryota; Metazoa; Brachiopoda; Lingulata; Lingulida; Lingulidae. The record is from RefSeq and is a predicted model, not a curated record. Gene Ontology annotation, molecular function: oxidoreductase activity.